AUGGGAAGGAAGUUCACAAGAAGCUACGGACGCGCAGGCCCUCCCCCAACGACACGCUGCCCAAUGGGUUUAGCUCAAGUGAAGCAUUACAUGUUCAGACACGCGGGCUCAACCAAACGUUUCCAUGACCACGCACACGCUGGCGCUACUCGUCAGCUUACACGCAGGCAAAACCUUCUCAACACACGUAAAGAUGAAAAUAAUGAGGAUGAAGAUGAGGAUAUGAAUGAGGAUAUGGAUGAAGAUGAGAACAUGGAUGAAGACAUAGAUGAGGAUAUAAAUGAAAAUAAAGAUAUAUGGAUUUCUUUUG
This is a messenger RNA of Funneliformis mosseae, 310 nucleotides long. The record is from the annotation of a GenBank genome assembly. Lineage: Eukaryota; Fungi; Glomeromycota; Glomeromycetes; Glomerales; Glomeraceae.